GACUAAGGCUACAGGAGAAAUCAAUUUUUAAAAAAAAGCCUUUUGCAACGUGGAAACAAGCGAAAGCAUCCAAUUCUUUGUCAUUCCUAUAGCCGUAGUUUGCUUUAGCCGGUCUUCGUCUAUUUUAAUUUGAUUGCUUUUGAAAAUCAGAGUUUAAUAGGUUGCAUGUCAUAAAUUUGUCCUUUACCUUGUCUCGAUGGGAGCGUCAUGAUCGACUCACAAGAAAUUUCUCCCUUAAACUGGCCCAGCCCCGUGACUAGGGGGGACUCGCACGUCGCAAAACAAACACGCCUGACUUCUUUCCUAUGCUGUUAUUUAGAGUGAUGCCAAAACAUGUGGGUCAGUCUGGACUGAACCGAACUGUCUCCUGCAGCUCUCUCAAUGUCAGCGGAUAUGUGACAAAGUGUCUUUUAUUUCCUUAAGUGGAUAUAACACUGAAUUUAGCAGAAAAGAUAACAUUCUGCUCCUCGGGAAAUGUCUUCGGAAUUUUCGGAUACUAUUUUCUGUAUGGAAAUUUAUGGGAUUGCGGUAAUCAGAUACAGUAGGCGACAUCUCAGAAAGCAUCCAGAAUCUCAGAGAGGAUCAAGACUAUAAAUAAGCUGAAACAAAUAACGCACAAGUCACUGACCAGCUACCCCGCAAAUAAUGCAACGCAAGCCUUAGCCGGAAUAUCAGAAUUCGUGACUCUAAGAACACGCCAGACGGUUUAAAAUCUCCAAAAUGUUUAAACGAGGCUGCAGGCUGGAAUUCCUCUUGGUGCUGUGGGGUUUGGAGCUGUCCUGGUCAUGUCCACACCACUGCGUCUGCUACACGACGCCCAGCACCGUCAGCUGCCAGGCGCACAACUUCCUGUCGGUCCCCGAGGGCAUCCCGGCAGAGAGCGAGCGCAUCUUCCUGCAGAACAACCGCAUUGGCCAGCUGCUGCGCGGCCACUUCAGCCCGGCCGCCAUCAUGCUGUGGCUCUACUCCAAUGACAUCUCCUACAUCGAACCCACCACCUUCCAUGGCUUCUUCCGACUCGAAGAGCUGGAUCUGGGGGACAACCGGCACCUGCGAGCCCUGGCACCCGACACCUUCCAUGGAUUGGGUCGACUUAAUUCCCUGCACCUGUAUCGCUGUGGCCUAAGCGCCCUACCCAGUGGCAUCUUCCAGGGUCUGCACAACCUGCAAUUUCUCUACCUGCAGGACAACCACCUCGACUUCCUGGAGGAUGACCUGUUUGUGGACCUGCUGAACCUAAGCCACCUGUUCCUGCAUGGAAACCGGCUGUGGAGCCUUCACCAGAACACAUUCCGUGGGCUGGGCGCUUUGGAUCGCCUGCUGCUGCACCACAACCGGCUGCAGUGGGUGGACCGGCUGGCCUUCCACGACCUGCGACGCCUCACCACACUCUACCUGUUCAACAACUCGCUGACACAGCUGCCCGCCGAGUGCCUGGCCCAGCUGCCCGCCCUCGAGUACCUGAGACUCAACGACAACCCCUGGGAUUGUGGUUGCCGGGCACUGCCGCUCUGGGAUUGGCUGCGCCGCUUCCGGGGUUCCACCUCUGAGGUGGGCUGUCAUGAGCCACCAGGGUUGGCCGGCCGGGACCUCAAGAGACUGCGGCAGGAGGAACUGCCCAGCUGUGUGGCGUCCGAGUCUCGACACCAAAGCAGCGGGCACUUCCCGCACCUCCCUCCCCGGGACCAGCACCAUCUCAUCCCGCCUCCUUCACCGCUGCCCCGCCCACUACCCUCGGCCCGUCCCGGCCGUCCCAGGAACUGCACCCGGCAGCGAGGGCGGUGGGGCAAGGGCAAGGGCCUGAAUGAGGCCCACAUCUCCAGGGAGAUGGACAAGGAGUACUCCUACCCCAACAAGCACGACCUCGACAAUCCCGAUGGCUCUGGGUCGCGACGGAAGCACAAGUGCGCCCCGCGGACCACGGUUGGACCUCCAAGCGGGGUCCAGCGGGCCACCAGCGGGGGAGCGGCAGCCUCCCGCUGCUCCUUACUGCUCCUCCUGGUUAUGGUGGGCCUCCUGGAACCGCUGAGCGUGAAUGUAUUGCGCUGAGGCAGCAGGGGGCGCCGAUAAGGGAAACACAGUGAAGCGGUGGCUUUGAGACUCCCGCACUGAAGGCGUGUGUCAGGACGAGUGCCAGACUCAUGGAACUCAACAUGAGCAGAGGGGGAGGAUGCUGAAGGGAGCCAGAGACGAAGAACACAGGGGAAACAUUCUGGUACUCUCAUAGAGUCACUGCUGGUUUUACCCCAUGUCUAUCAUCCUCUGUCUCCCUUUCUUUGGGUCUUCAUUCCAUUUCCAUGUUUUAUUUAGAGCAACAGCCACCCAGGCUGUGCAACAAAAUAGGGAAACCGAUUGGCUGAAAUUACUCUUUGGUGUUUUUUUUUUGUUAGCUUAUCGAUUAUUUUGUCACAUAAAAGAGGGACGAUAGGCAAACGAAAUACAGACCGUGGCUGUGUGAGUCGAGUUUUACGUUAAGUGCAUUAUUUCUUGUUUCCAGUUAACAAGGCUUCGAAACUGGGAAAGUGCAGCCAGGAAUAAAAUAUAGUAGAUCCUUACCUAAUAAGGCAAUCCCAACAAUAUUAAACUCUGGUACCAUGCGAAUAAAAUACUCCAACUCACUAAUUCUAGCUGGUCUUAAUCUGGCCAUCAGACUUACUCUGAUUUCCAGCUCAGCCAUUGUUUGGUCAGGAACUUAUUCCCUGGAAUAAGGAUACGUGGUCUACAACCAUAGCUUAAAACAAAAUGUCUUUCUUUGUCUUAUUUAGUUUUUCUUCUGUGUUUCUGUUUCAAUCUUCGUUAUGUCACUACAAAUAAGAAGCCAGUUAUAAUCAAGCUGCUAUACUCUAUACUGAAGCCAGGGAGAGACACUCCAGCCGCUGUCUGCUUCAGGUGUAACUCUUUCUCCAGGAGAAUAAGGUGUUAAGUCGUCUCUUUUGUAUGUAUGUAUCUUGUCCUGUUGGUUUGAGUGUUUGUUCACAUCUCUGCUGAACAUGACUCACUAGAGUUGAACAAUAAUUGCCCAUCUAUAUGUUUUGGGAAGGGGGGGGGGUGGUUGAUGAGUCAAAUCAAGCAUUCCUACUGACCUCCAACCUUCUGUCGGAGCAUCCUGGACCCCUCCCCCUCAUGCAGAGUAGAUAUUCCAGUUUCCAGAGGUUGGAGAUGAAUGAAAAAAUGACACACGUCCAUCCUUCCUUGCUCCAAGUGGAUGGAAUACUAUAGUUUAUUCAUUAAAAUGUGUUCGUUUUAUGAAGGGAGAACUGACUGCCCCAGCAUGGAGAGAAAAUGACUGGGACUUCAGCGCUGGCUUGCCGGCUGCCCUGUCAGUGACCCAGGAGUAAGACUAUUAAUUAAUUUCAAGUGGACACUUCUCACCCAAUGGGUGAAGUCAAUACAGACCGAUGAGGCCACCAACACCACAGCCCUCCAUCGAUGGACUGUUAAGACUGAGCUGGUCCCGGACCCACGGACUUUGAGAACUUUGCUUCAGGAUCCUUACGUGGAAAAUGCUCACAACCAUUUGUCACCACCGCGGUAAUAAUGACGUCAUAGAUGAUAACAGGGUCUCCUCUUCCCCCACAAUAGGGGGGCAUGUGGUUGUUUUUUUCUUUAUUUUUCUUUGUAAGCGCAUCCUAGUGCCAUUUCGGAUCAGUGGUGCACCCCUUCCCC
Messenger RNA from Paramormyrops kingsleyae, 3666 nucleotides. Its product is annotated as reticulon-4 receptor-like 1. The record is from RefSeq and is a predicted model, not a curated record. Lineage: Eukaryota; Metazoa; Chordata; Actinopteri; Osteoglossiformes; Mormyridae. Gene Ontology annotation, molecular function: protein binding. Gene Ontology annotation, cellular component: plasma membrane.